CUAACAGACCACCACUUCAGGUGGCUGCUGCUGGGUGUGUGAUCAUCCUGCUGACAUUCUAUUUUAUUGUAUUCUAUAACUAUCCAGGAGAGCUCAAUGAAAAGGUUCCCACUACACAAAAAAUGAGGACUUGGUUGACACCAUCUAAGGAUUCUCCCUCACCUGGUCCAUGCACUUGUCCUGACAAAUCAGUGAUCCUCAAAAACCACCUUCCCAAGGAGCAGUAUGAGGAGCUGGUGCAACGCCGAGCGAAGGAGCUCCAACAACACAAAGCCAGGACAACGUCUUUAUUAUCCAGACAGCUGUUUGCUUUGCCCAACUCUCCUCUGCAGUAUCCCAUCCAGGGACUUAUAGUACGACCUUUGACCACCACUCCCAUACCAGGUUUAGCGCUGCAUGCAGGACAAAGAAGCAGCUACAAGGUCUCCUUGAGUGUGUCCAAAGGUGUCCUGACCACAGAGAUUCCAGCUGAAGGGGGGACGAUCCAAGGUGAUGGUGAGAGCAGACUGAUAAUGGAGUCUAACAGCCUGGUGAUCCUCAACAACCUGCUGGCUAAAGUGUCAUAUACCAGCACUAUCUACCACAUACUCACUGGAGACCUUGCAUCUUUCCAGUUUGAGAACCAUGAAGCCGUGUUUCCCAUUACCAUCAAACAGCCUCACCUGCCGGUCCUGUACGACAUGGGAACAGAUAUCAGCUCUCACGUCACCAUUGCCACAAAGACAUUCCUGCGCUACACACAACUCAAGGUGUUGUUGAGUAGCAUCCGGCGUUUCUAUACCAACAUAGAGGUCAUCAUAGCAGAUGACAGCAUAGAACCAGAACACAUUACUGAAGAACACACCAAGCAAUACAUCAUGCCUCCAGCGCAGGGCUGGUUUGCUGGGAGGAAUUUGGCUGUCUCCCAGGUAACCACCAAAUACUUCCUGUGGGUGGAUGAUGACUUUGUGUUUACGAAGGAGACGAAGAUUGAGAAGCUGGUGGAGGUGAUGGAGGCAGUCCCCGAACUUGACGUGCUUGGCGGGUCAGUACAAGGGAACCGGUUUUACUUCUCUCUUCAAUAUGAGGAAGGAGAGGAAAUGGAGGGCGGCUGCCUGUACAGGAAGUCUAAUGCAAAGUUCCACUCACUUCCUGGGUACCCACAAUGCUCUCUGGCCAGUGGGGUGGUCAACUUCUUCCUGGCUCGUACAGAUGCUGUACAGAGGGUGGGAUUAGUCCCCAAGCUCCAGAGGGUAGCGCAUUCAGAGUUCUUUAUGGAUGGCCUGGGCUCCUUACUGGUUGCCAGCUGUGACCAUGUGUCCAUUGGCCAUCAGCCCAAAACAGCCAACAAAAAGGAUGCAGCUCGCUACGCCAGCUUCAGAAAUCCUUCACACAGUGACUCAGAGUUCAAACUGCAGCUUCACUUCUUCAAAAACAACCUCAAGUGUAUCCGAUAUGGAUAGAACACAACUGGAAGACAUUGAAGUCACUGGUUGUACCUAUUGACUUUAUUCACAUUAUUUAAUAACCCAAAAAAGAACAUUAUGAUUUUAGAAGUUGCUGUAAUAACAAUAUUGUAAUGUAGUAUAAUGACAAAGGUGCCACCAAUGAA
Molecule: messenger RNA, 1591 nt
Organism: Micropterus salmoides (largemouth bass)
Lineage: Eukaryota; Metazoa; Chordata; Actinopteri; Centrarchiformes; Centrarchidae
Gene: b4galnt2.2
Product: beta-1,4-N-acetyl-galactosaminyl transferase 2, tandem duplicate 2
Exons: 11
Coding region: 123-1442 (439 amino acids)
Biological process (GO): UDP-N-acetylglucosamine metabolic process; UDP-N-acetylgalactosamine metabolic process
Source: RefSeq, a predicted model, not a curated record